Messenger RNA from Henningerozyma blattae CBS 6284, 1869 nucleotides. RefSeq names its product Rsc9p (gene RSC9). NCBI's taxonomy places the organism in Eukaryota, Fungi, Ascomycota, Saccharomycetes, Saccharomycetales, Saccharomycetaceae. The coding region runs from base 1 to 1869 and encodes 622 amino acids. Gene Ontology annotation, molecular function: DNA binding. The transcript has a single exon. The record is from RefSeq and is a predicted model, not a curated record. Gene Ontology annotation, biological process: regulation of DNA-templated transcription.
AUGAGUGUUUCUGGUGCUCAAACACCUAGCAAUAAUAAUGUUAAGGAAGAAACACCUCAAGACUCAAUUGAUAAUAUAAAUUCCAACGUAAAUAAUGAAAAUUCCUUUGAAAAUUUAUUAGCUAUUCCAAUUAAGGUCAAUAGAUUCCAAUCGAACGGGACAUAUCCAUUAGGUAUAACCAAGACGUUGCAUUACUCUUUAAAUAAUUUGAAUGUGUUCCAGAAUUUACCAAAGGAAACCGCUCGUGGGAUUGAUGAUUUAACAAGACUAAAAAUGUCAUUAAUGUCUGAAUUGCCUGACGAAAUUAAAUGGUCCUUAAAAAAAUAUUUAGCAUAUAGUAAUAAAGCUCCUUAUAUUAUUAAUCUGAAAGAAAACCCAGAUUUAUUGGUCGUUUUUAAGAAAUUCAUAUUAGAUUUAAAACCUUUAAUUAAAAAAUUUAAUACAUCAAUUAUUAAUACUGAAGAAAAUUCUGAUAAGAUUCAAAUGGGAUUAACAUCUUUAUUAAUUUUAAGGAAUUUGGUUCAAGAUAGUGAUUCCGUUCAAUUGUUAGUACAAGAUAAUGAAUUAAAAGAUUUUAUAUUAUUUAUUUUGAUCAUUUAUGAAAAUACGAUCAAUCCAUUAUCUCAAAAGGAUAAAACAAGCAGCAGUGAUAAAAUAUCAAAUAUAAAUUCAAAAUCUAAGUCAAAUCCACAUAUAUUAGAUGAAAUCCUUCAAAUUAAUCUAAGCUAUUUCAACGAAUUAAUUCAUUAUUCUUUAGACUUAAUGGAGGCUAUAUCUUCUUAUAUUGCUCCUGCAAAGAAAGAUGAUCCAUUUUAUAUUUGUUUAGUCUCAAUUUUAAAUUUUUCAAAAGAUCGUUAUAUUAUAAUAUCUUUAUUAAGAUCAUUAUCAAGAUUACUAGUGAAAUCAAAAUCAGAUGAAAAGAGUGCGGCUGAUAAUUUAAAUGAUGAAUCCUUAAAUUUGAUUGUAUCUUUUCUAUUGAUAGAAUCCGAUGGAGAAUUAAUUACUGCAGCAUUAGACUUAUUGUAUCAAUUUAUUUUGCCAGGAUCAGAAAGAAUUUCAUUUCUUUUAAAUAAUAAUGAACGGUUUAAAAUAUUGUACUCAGUUUUACCAAAACUUUUAACAUUUAAUAACCAAUUACCAAAUUAUAGUUUAUUAAAUAAUUAUAAAAUUAAUUUAAUUAAAAGGUUGAAACCUCCGGUACCAAAAAAUGCGCCUGAUUUACCAAUAGAAACUUUUAAAGCAUUAUUAAAACUAGAUGAACCAAAAAGAUCAACAGCAUGGUUAAAGUGUUGUUUUGAACCUGUAACGGAUUCUGAAGUGACACAAAUCGUACUUUGGAGAAAUUAUGAAUCAAAAUUUAGCACAUUGGUUCGCCAAUCAGGUAGAAAAUUACUGCCAGCUGUAGAGUUCAUUAAAAAUGUUUCGACUGCAUUUGAAGCAGCAGCUCCAAUGGUGAUUACAGAUUCCUCGAAUGGUAAAAAAAGAUUUGUAAUCAAGAAUAUUCAACCAAGAUUAGUGCCUCUAACAAUAAAAGAAUCUCAAUACAUUUCAACCACACCAUCUAUUAAUACAUCUAUAACAACUAAAUAUUUGCAUCAUACUAGUACCAGCUCAGACGACAAUAGUGAGGAUUUUAUUUCACCAGCCAAGCAGGCCCCUCUACCAAAAAUACGAUUUGCUAAUAAUUUAUCAGAAUUAUCAAAGGCAGCUGCUACUUUCCUUUGUUUAUUAUCUAAUGAUGAAUCAGGUAUUGGUUCUAAAUUUUCGCAAGAUGUUAAACCAAUAAUAUUCCAACAUUUAGCUGAUAUUCCACCAUUAACGAGUGUACUAACAGAGUAUAUGGAUAAUACCCAUGGCAAUAUUCAGUAG